Clonostachys rhizophaga is the source of this 1653-nucleotide messenger RNA. NCBI's taxonomy places the organism in Eukaryota, Fungi, Ascomycota, Sordariomycetes, Hypocreales, Bionectriaceae. The record is from the annotation of a GenBank genome assembly.
AUGGCUCGGUCAAAUCUGUUAUUCGUUAGCCUGCUCAGCUUGGCUGGUCUGGGAAACUCUUUUGUUUACCAGAACAACCAAGCCGGAUUGGCACAGGAUGAGCCUCAUGUCGCGGCCAAUUUCCCAGAACCCACUGGAAUCGAUAUCUUUUCUCCAUCUUUCAAUGACCCCGAGACUGUGCCCAGUGGUUUUGCCAAUGGAACCAGUGGACCUACAAGUCAAUACAAGAUGGAGAGCUACCUCCAAACCCUGGCAGCCCGCAACGACUGGAUUACAUAUCAUAACCCUUCUAUUCGGUCUGAAGAGGGCCGCACUCUCCCCUAUGUCUAUCUCUCAACAAGCACAAGCCAGGAGAGUAUUAUCACCGACCUGCGCUCACCAGGAAGCUUCUCCAGCUUCACAAACUCCACAAGGAAGAUACGAGUGCUUUUGCAAGGUGGUGUGCACGGCAAUGAGCCCGCGGGUGAUGAGGGUCUUUUGGCCCUGAUCGGCAAAAUGGAUGCGAACCAGACAUGGGCCGCGUCCAUUCUCGAGAACAUCGACAUUCUUAUUCUCCCGCGUUACAACCCCGACGGCGUGGCCUAUUUCCAGAGACAGCUUGCUAGCAAUCUCGACCCUAACCGGGACCACACCAAGAUGACAAGCCAGCAAACUCGCGACAUCAAGAAGCUGGUUAUGGAAUUCGCCCCUCAUCUGGCAGCUGACUGCCAUGAAUAUACUGCUCCGCGAGGAGUAGGAGCUAAUGCACAGUGGCUUCCUUCACAAGACGGCCAGUUUUGCGGGGUGAAGAACCUCAACGUCCAUGAGGAUAUUCUGAAACUCCAGGAGGGGCUCUUUGCAGACAGCAUGGCCGCUGCUUUGGAGAGGAACGGUUUGCGGUGGAGCGCCUACAUUACGGGCAACUCUGGCACCGACGAUAUUGUUCUCGAGGAGACGACAAGUGAUGCGAAGUAUGGCGAUGUGUCCAUCGGCCUGAACCAAGCCGUUGUGUUUACACUUGAGACACGCGGGAUCAGACUUGGCGACCAACACUGGAAGCGUCGGUUGGUGUCACAGCUUACCAUGGUUGAGGCCCUACUGCAAGCUGCUUCUGAUAAUUACGAGAGUGUAUUCAAUACCAUUGAGAAUGCUCGAGCUGAGUUCAUCUCAAGUGACAAGGAUAUAAUUAUCACUGAUUACGCGAGAGAGACAAACAUUACUUGGCCGUAUAUUGAGCGCGACACUGGCAAGAUUGUCGACGUGCCCGUUACGUUGAUGAACUGCACCCCCAUGGUCGCCAAUCUCACCCGCCCCCGCCCUGAAGCAUACAUCUUCCCACGGGCAUGGCGCUUGGCCGCAGAGCUUCUGAGAGACUCGGGUGUCGUCGUUGAGGAGUUGAAGACCAACUUCAAGGGCACCGUCUCGGCACUCAACAUCACGACUGCGACGCUCGCCAGUACCAAGUACGAGGGCAUCGCGAUGACCACUGUGACGACGGAGUCGUUUGAGAAGGAGGUGGAGAUCCCAGCUGGCGGAUAUGUCGUUAGCACACGACAGAAGAAUGCUGUCAUUGCAUUUAAUACUCUUGAACCAGAGACGGUUGACUCGUUUGCCAAGUUCAACAUUUUGCCAGUCGUAGCUGGUGACGAGUACCAAGUAUACAGAAUAUACUAG